ACGCCAAAUAAAAACGCACUAGAAAACUUCAUUGACAGUUCAUUGACGUUUCCAUUUUUUUAUUUGUUGAUUAAUUUUUUACGAAGUUCGAGAACAAAAAUAUGCUGAUCUUUAAAAUAGGAUGCCUUUUGCUACUGGGUUCCACGGUACACUCAAUGGAGCUCAAAGCGCUCAAAACAAUAGUAAAUUUUCUCAAUGGAGAUUUCUUGGAUUCGAAGGCCAAAGAAGACGAUGAUACAACUACACCAACUGGCAGCGGACAAUUGAAAGGAGUCUCAUUUUAUAACUUUAUAGAUUACAUCAGUUUUCGAUACGAAAACUACGAAUGCAGUUUAUAUGAUUACGAAAUUGCUCACCUCAAAGCUGGUCGCCCAGAAGCCAAGGCGCCAAUUGUCGUUAAAUGUUUACCCAAUGAGAGUGUCAAUUCCACCUUGCUUAUGCCUGACACAGUCAUGGACAUAGUGGCUUUGCUUAAACCAAUAGGCAACUCCACGAAGCGCAAUGUCGAAGGAAGCUGCGUACUUAUUAUGUUUUAUUCAAAAUCAUGUCCGGGAUGCGCCCGAGUAGCCCCAAUAUUCAAUCCAUUACCGAAGUUGUUUCCCAAUCUAAAGAUUGCAGCUAUAGACGCUUACAAGUUCCAUAGUUUCAAUGCGGAGUUUGGAAUAGUUGGAUUGCCGACAAUACUGCUAUUCCAUCAGGGGCGACCGAUUGUUAAGUUCUAUGGCGACGAUUGGGAUUUCAGAAAGUUUGUAACUCGCCACACUGGAUUGGCAGUUCCUACAUAUGCAACGAUAACUUCGGAUGAUUUUAGAGGUCCGUUGCCAAUUGUUGCCGAAGAAAGUCCCGAUUAUUAUCUCUUGCUUGCUUGGGCUUUUAUAAUUUUUUGUGCUGGAAAUUAUUUCUCAAAGUCGGCAAUGUGCAAACAAAUGAUUGAAAUGAUUCAGAGAACUUGGAGGGAGUCAGAAGCUCAGUUGGAGCACAGUUAAAUUGAGAAAUCUUUUGUUCUUAUCCUUUAUUAUUUCCAUUUUAAAUAUUUAUUAUUUUAUUAGUAUCGAGUUUUAAAUAAAUGUGGUUAAUAAAAACAA
Molecule: messenger RNA, 1085 nt
Organism: Episyrphus balteatus (marmalade hoverfly)
Lineage: Eukaryota; Metazoa; Arthropoda; Insecta; Diptera; Syrphidae
Gene: bug
Product: thioredoxin domain-containing protein 15
Exons: 2
Coding region: 102-986 (294 amino acids)
Biological process (GO): cilium assembly
Cellular component (GO): cilium
Source: RefSeq, a predicted model, not a curated record